This is a messenger RNA of Bubalus bubalis (water buffalo), 11235 nucleotides long. RefSeq names its product tubulin tyrosine ligase like 10 (gene TTLL10). The transcript has 12 exons. The coding region runs from base 4270 to 6537 and encodes 755 amino acids. NCBI's taxonomy places the organism in Eukaryota, Metazoa, Chordata, Mammalia, Artiodactyla, Bovidae. The record is from RefSeq and is a predicted model, not a curated record. Gene Ontology annotation, biological process: protein modification process.
GGUACAGCAGGGUCUCUCUGAGCAGAGGGAUCCAGAGGCCAGAGGCUGCAUGGGGGCCACUAAGGAGCACUUCCAGCCCUGGCAAAGGUGCCAGUUCCCCGUGGGAGGCCAGGAAGACCCUCAACUACCGCUGCAGGAGGGGCACUGGGCCUUUUCCCAGAGAGGGGCUGACUGUCCCCUACUGCCCUCAGGGUACUCAGCCCUCAGGAUACUCGGCCCAAGCACAGCCAGGCCUGAGGAGAGGGGAGAGGUGUCUGCCCUGCGAUGCUAGCCAGUUCAUGCUGGGCUGCCUUGCUCCAGGUUGUAGAUGUGGCCAAUGGCCCAGCUGUGGGCUGUUGUGGGAAAGGCUGCCGCCAGGCUGGCUCCUUCACCAGUUUCAAGUUACAGGCAGUUUUUGAGUCUGAGCUCUUGGUGUCACCACAUGGGCAGGGGGCUGCCUCCUGAGAACCCAUGAGGAGCCACAAGAGGAGUGGGGAAGUGGGCUGGCCCAGCUCCUAGAGUCUGGGUCUCUAGAAGCGAAGGGAAAGUGAAGGGGUGGGGGCAUGGGCUCCUGGGAAGGACAGACUUCCAAGUCUUUGCUUGGGCCAGUGGGAAGACUGAGCGGACUGCAGGUGGCCAGGGGCCCCCCUGCUCACCCAGGGGUGCUUGUCCCCUGAAGGCCCAGGCAGGGGCCCACCGCCCUGAAGUCAGGAUGCCCCUCAGACAAUAGCUCGGCUGGGGGAGUGCUCCUCGCUCCCACAGACUAACCCUCGGGCAAAGGGAUUUCAGACCACAGUCCAGCAGAACUGAGCCCUGAGGCCACCAGCGCCUGGCACAGGCAGCACACAGCUGAGGGCGCAUCAGCCUCUGAGAGGAGUCAGGAGGAGGGGCUUAGGGGGCACAUCAAUUUCCUGGGGUGGCCACAGCAAACUACACAAACUUGGUAGCUUAAAACAACGAAAGUGACAUCUCUCAUGGUCCUAGAGGCUGGAAGUCAGAAGUCCAGGUAUGAGCAGGGUCCCUCCUGCCUCUUCUGGCCUCUGGGGUUCCAGGUGUCCCCGGGCUUGUGGCCACAGGGCCUGUGGCCCUCUGGCCACUGCCCACCUUCUGCUGCCUUCUCCCCUCUGUGUCUCCUGCUCUCUGCCUCCCUCUCACGAGGACGCUGGUCGCUGGAUUUAGGGCCCAUCAGAUAAUCACAUCUGCCAAGACCAUUUCUCCAAGUGAGGUCACAUCCCUAGGUUCUGGGCCUUAGGAUGUGGACACAUACUGCAGGGGGCCACCGUCCACCCUACAGGAAGCAAGUGAAGGCACUCUAAGAGGAGACGCCCUGGUGACCCAUGCAAGGCUCUGCAGGGUGGAGGAAGGGGCCGUGCAGGGCAGCCAGAGGCCCUCCCACCGCCCCUGGGCUCCCAGACCUGGCUGUCAGCCCCAUCUACCAUUGGGGAGGCAUGGGUCUGCAGAGCCCCACUUUCCGUUUUGUUAAGUGAGGGCUCCACAUGCUGAGGCUGUGGUGAGGGGAAGUGAAGGGUAGCAGCUGAAGCACAGUGGGUCAGGCUUGUGGUCUGGGCAUGGACCUGGGGGUCUUGAGAAGGCUCGGGAAUGACCCUGGAGGAUGGAGGACCCGAAUUGGGGCUGUGCAUGUAAUGCCCCUCUUCCAAACUCAGUCAUUCCCUGCCCCGCCCCCGGGCCGGCCUCCAGCCCCUCCCCAUCCACCUGCUCACCUCUGGGCCACUGGGUUGUGGUUGCUGGGAGACAGUUGCCUGGUCACCACUGUUGUUUCCUGGGCAGAGGGCUCACACCACCUUAUGGGGCAGGUAAGAGGGACAGGCAGGCCACAGCGGGGUCCUGGCUGGGCAUGAAGGCUGGAGCCAGCUGUGCUGUGGCCCCUACCUGGCCCCGCAGCCCACAGGUGCCCUGUGGGUCCUCUAAGACUCUGUCCAAGAGUAUAAUGGAGGGGAGAGAGAAUAGGGGAGGAGGGGAGAGCUGGGCAGAGCCCCCUCUGAAGAGGGCCCAAGCACCCAGGGCCAUAGGGUGAGGAGCAGAGACACCCAGGCCGGGCUGAGCAGGGCAGGCCUCCCGGGGGUGGCAGCCCCUUAGGACCAGCUGCUUUGGUCAAGACCAGAUCUGUCUCCCUAGACCAAACUCCAAAAGGAUGGCCUCCUAAAAUUCACAAGGACCCACAUCCCCACAAACAGCUUAGCCCUGGCCAGAAAGCGCCGGCUGGAUGAGCAAAGUCAGCACUCCCAAGUGCCCGCGUGGCCAAGCGUAUAUCUGGGGAUGGGCCCAGUAGGACAUGGUGGCCUCUCGUUUCUCGGACGUUUCCUUCAGCUUCACCAAGGUCUUCCACUCAUCACACCAGGGUGCCGUUUCCUGCCAGUCUUUUUACCUGACCAGGUAAACGGCUUCUUUAAAAGUUCAUUAUAAAGUUGGGUUUUCACUGACGGUCCCUGCUCUGCUGCAGCCCUCUUGGGAGCCCUGGUGCCAUCCUGCCUGUGGGACUGUGGCUGCCCAAGCUGCAUCGCCAGUGAUAACAUUCCCUGAACAUCUUCCGGCAAAAGCUUUCUAUUUAGAAUGAGUCUGUCAGAGAGACUCUGAGAAAGGUGAUUGUGGGGACAUCCCCCAGUGGUCCAGUGGGUAUGGUUUCACCUACCAAUGCAAGAGUUGUGGGUUUGAUCCCUGGUCCGGGAACUAAGAUCUCACAUGCUGUGCAGUAAGGCCAAAAAAAAAUAAAUAAUAAAUAAAAAAGAGCAAUUGCUCAACAAAGGCUCUGGGAGCUGUAGCUGUGACGCCCCUGACCCCGCCCACAACCCCACCAGCCAUGUCCUGCAGCCCAGGGACACCACCGUCAUCACAAGUGUGUAUGUCCAGGGUAGGAGUUCUUCUUAAUCUUUGUUCAUUUGAAUGACAAGAAACGGUAAUUCAUGGCCUGUUUAAUUCUUUGCGGAAGUAAUAAAAUAUACAGAGUGAAGACAGGCCAGAGGCCCAGGCUUACAAGGCUUGUUCUGAAACCCACGCCCUCACGCCCAAUUCCGGGCUCCUGUUUCUGGCAGCGCCCACUGCUGCGUUCAGAUGACACCCAGAAGUUAGCCAGUGCUGGGCUGUGGGGCUGGGGGCUCCCUCCACACCCCCAUGCUCACACGAUAACCCCCAGCGAUGCUCCCUGAGGGUGGCCACUGCUGGCAGCAGCCUGGCGUUCCCGUCCUCACUGUCGUCAGGCAGGCCCUCCUGGAACAUGUGUGACGAGGCAGGUAUCUGCACGUGUCACGUGUAGGAACUGUCUUCACAGCAACCCCCUCAACUCUCUCUCAGGUGGGGAAACCAAGGCACAGAGCAACAGCCCAGAGAGUCCCAGCAUCCUGUCCCCAGACCUCCCGCCACACUGGGCUGGCUGCAGAGCCUUACCUCCUGAUUUGAGACUUUUCAAGGCUCUUUCCUUGUAUUCUUCUUUCCAACCCACUCCCCUGCCUUGAACUUCCCACAAGGUUGUACCGCGUUUUUAAUUCCUUCAAGCUGGUCCACCUUGUCUGUCCCCUUGUGCUAACCGCCCAGCCCUCUUCUCGGGUGAGGAUGGCAGUCCUACCCUGGCAUGUCUCUAGGGCCACGUCCCUGUGCCUUCUGCCCACCUUCGCCACCCAGCCAACCUCUCCUCUCCUCUGAGCCUGACUGUGCAGCUGCUGUCUCUAUGUGUUGACCUCCUGCUCACACCUGGGGGGGCCUCUGCAAGGUGUCCGUUGACCCAGUAGCUGCUCAGGUGGGAGUGCUGGGGGGUAGUACUACCCGUCAUCCUCUCGGGGGCCUCCAUCCCCAGAAGGUUUGGGUCUCAGGCAACGUGGAGACACGUACACACCACACGCACCCUCCCUGUUCUCAGCAGGCACCACUCCCCACCCCAGUCAUGCUGGGCGGAGUCAGCCCCACUAAGGAGGGUGGGGCAGGGCUGGGAAGGGGGCUCAAGGUCAUCCACACGGCUUGCCCCACUCUUGGCAGAAGGCUGAGACCCUCCCUGCACCCAGCCACCACCCAGCCCCCAUCACUGGGUUGACAGCUGUUUCCAGUUUACCCUCUUCUGUCCUAAAUGGGGACAAAGGUCUUGGUCAGCAUCUCUAGGGUGACCAGUUGGUUUGUUUGCAAAGCGACUGUCCUCUUUGGAGGAGCCUCUGUGUGCCUGCCCACGCUCCAGGCUGCUGGCCUUUCCACUGCUUGUGGCUCUUCAGUUUCGGAAAACCCUAGCCUCCCGAGCCGCCCCCAAACUGGGAAGGACGUGUCAAGGAAUAGCUAAAAUUCCCUAAAAUGUUCCCAACUCAGCCACUCAAGAAAGGUGCCCCAGGGAGGCAUCGUUCUAGGGGCAGGGCCCACAGCCCCACUGACCCUGGGAGGGGCCCACUGAAGGCUGUUCCCCCCGAGCCCCACAGGCCUGACAGCAGCCCUCCUUACAGCCGGCCCCGUGGCCGAGUACAGAGACGCCGACCACCGACGAACCGUCCCUGCAGGGAAGGACUCGCCCCGGACAGACAGGAUGCAGAGAUGGCCCUGCCCCCAAGGGGCACCCGACCCCACAGUCACCACAGAGACUGGAACCAGACCGGAGUCCAGCACUCCAGGCAGCACCCCUCCCCGCACAGGGUGGGCCCGACCAGGUGCCCAGUUCAAGGGCUAGGACAACAGGUUGCCCGCAGGGCCCGCAGAGGGGUGGGGGCCAUGUCUUCCCAGAGGUACCCCUGCCCAGGUACCCCAGCAUCUGUGGCCCGCAGCUGCACCCACUUUCUCCACCGCCGAGGACCACCCCCUCGGACCCAAGUCAGCACAAAGAGAGGCAAGCGGUCAAGGAUGGCAGGGAUCCGGCGGGGCCAUGCCCGGGCACCAGGCUGGGCCCAUGAGAGACCCAUGGGGAGCCACAGAGAGGAGGGGCUCCUGCAUCAGCUAAGCCAGCUGGACCAAGAUGCAGAGCUGGACGACUCUGAAGCCAUCAGGCCCCAGGCCGCCCUCCUGGAGAAGCACUUUCUGGAGAGGGAGAAGCAGCCACCCAGUACCGGGCAGGGCCCCUUCUUCUACAUCGGAGGGACCAACGGGGCCUCCAUAAUCAGCUCCUACUGCAAGAGCAAGGGCUGGCGGCGUAUCCAAGAUAGCCGGCGGGAAGACUACAAGCUCAAGUGGUGUGAGGUCAAGUGCAGAGACACCUACUGCAACUUCCGGGAAGGCAAGCAGCUGCUGUACCAGCUUCCCAACAACAAGCUCCUUACCACCAAGAUUGGGCUGCUCAGCGCCCUGAGGGAGCACUCGAGAGUCCUGAGCAAGACCAGCAAGCCAGCCCCCUGCGCACAGACCAAAGUCCUGAAAAUGGAAGACUUUUUCCCAGAGACCUACCGUCUGGACAUCAGGGACGAGAGAGAGGCUUUCUUCACCCUCUUUGAUGAAACCCAAAUGUGGAUCUGCAAGCCCACAGCCUCCAACCAGGGCAAAGGCAUCUUUCUGCUCCGGAACCAGGAGGAAGUCACCACCCUCCAGGCCAAGACCCAGAGCAUUGAGGAUGACCCCAUCUACCGCAAGAUGCCAUUCCGGGCACCCCAGGCGCGGGUCGUGCAGAGGUACAUCAAGAACCCGCUGCUGCUGGACGGGAAGAAGUUUGAUGUGCGCUCCUACCUGCUCAUCGCCUGUGCCAUGCCCUACAUGGUCUUCUUCGGCCACGGCUAUGCUCGCCUCACCCUCGGCCUUUAUGAUCCCCAUUCCAGCGACCUCAGUGGCCAUUUAACCAACCAGUUCAUGCAGAAGAAGAGUCCCCUGUAUGUGCUGCUCAAAGAGGACACGGUGUGGAGCAUGGAGCACCUCAACCGUUACAUCAAUGACAAGUUCCACAAGACCAGGGGCCUCCCCCGAGACUGGGUCUUCACCACCUUCACGAAGCGGAUGCAGCAGAUCAUGGCCCACUGCUUCCUGGCCGUCAAAGCCAAGCUGGAGUGCAAGCUGGGCUACUUUGACCUCAUCGGCUGUGACUUCUUGAUCGAUGAAAAUUUCAAGGUGUGGCUGCUGGAAAUGAACUCCAACCCCGCCCUGCACACCAACUGUGAAGUCCUGAAAGAAGUGAUUCCCGGCGUGGUCAUGGAGACCCUGGACCUGGCGCUGGAGACCUUCCAGAAGAGCCUACGCAGCGAGAAGAUGCUACCGCUGCUGUCCCAGCGCCGCUUCGUGCUCCUGCACAACGGGGAGACGGACCUGUGGCCGUGCCUGGGGGGCUCCCGCAACGUCCCCCGCCCGCCGCUGCCCCCACUUCGGCCCACCUGCGACGCCGCGCCCCUCGAGCCACCCCUGCUCCGCGCCACCGACCGGCCGGGCGCGCGCAGGCCCGCGCCACGCCGGGGCCUCGGCGGCGCGCCAGUGCGGCCCUCCUCCGCGCAGCGGCGCCCCCGGCCUCCCGUCCCCGCCCCCGACGGCGCCCUGAGUGGAGACCCCGAGGCCCAGGGCAGUGGGCAGCAGCGAGUGGGCGACGCGGACCAGGUACGCGAGCUUUCCCCGGGGCCGGCAGAAGAGGAGCGCAAGAACGCGGGCCAUCGCGGCUCCUAGCUGGCGGACUACCGGCGCUCUCCCAGGGACCUAUAAAAGCUACUUUGUUACAAGCGCGGCCUCUGCCCCGCACACCCGGCCCCAAGACCCCCGCUGGCAGCCUCCCUGAACCCUUCGAGCCGCUACUUCACUGAUGGGACCCGUUCCUGGGGGAACAUGGGAGUGGAGGGAUGAGCCGCCGAAUCCGAACCCCUGACUUUGCCCAUCAUGGGCUGCUUCCAUCCGGUGAAGCUCUCCAGUUUCUGGGCCCCCACGCAUCACCUAUAGCCUGCCUCCAUCAAGACCCUGGGUCCCUGCAGCCUCACAUGUCACCUACCCUGCUGCCUAGUCUGCGGUCCCUGGGAAAGGCAGCCAGUGUCUCCCAGGCAAGGGUCUGGGUCCCCACAGCCCCCUCCAGAUCCCCACAGGAGCGUUCUUCACACCAGGCCCCACCCUUCCCAGGCUCAGCUCCUUUCUGGGGCUUCAGAGCACCAGGGCCCUGAGCUCCCCAAUGGUGCCACGGUGGGAGCUAUACAGCAGGCAGAGCAUUGCGAGGCCCCAAGGACCCAGACUGUGGGCAACAGGUGCGUGGUCAUGCAGGACGGAGCCCUGAGGGGUGUGCCGAGCCAGCAUGUCCCCAUGUUCCUUGUGGCCCCAACCCCGAGGCUGCUGGGAGAAACCCGCUACCACCAAGCAUCCUGGACCAGCCAUAAUCCCCUCUCCACACCCACCAUCCCACACCGACCCCAGUCCAGACCCACCCCUAGGCCCACUGCAGCUGGCACCCCUCCUCCUGCGCUGCCUUUCACGUACCCCACCCUCACCUCUCCCAUCAGUCACCACCAAGUCACAUGCCCUCCUCCUGUCCUGCCAACCCUCACUCAUGACCCCAGUGGGCUCCACCACAGGUGGAAGGGGCUGCUGGGACCCUUGUUCUGAUCUGCAUUGGAGUGCGGAUGGGACCUAACGGGCAAUGGGGCUUGUCUUCCCCUCCCCCAUUGCCCCUCCCCCUCCUUUCCCAGAGGUGCAAGGGCCAGAGCACGCUAGAGGGCAGCGUGGGCCACGGAGCCACCGGCCAGUCCACAGAGAUGUGCAGUCAGUCAGGGAGUCAGGGAGAGAAGAGCCAAAUGAAACCUGGGGCUCAGAGAGGUAGAGACAGUCCUCCCAGGUCACAGAGCCAGUGAGGGCCCAGGCCAGGACCGACCUGCCCUGUCACUUACAGCUCACCCACGCAUCCCCAACACUGCACUCCCUCCUCGUCCUGCUGCUGUGGCCAGGAGUGUAGGGUCACCAGGGCAGAAGCACGCUUGUCACCGUAUGACAAGGGUCCAGGAGCCCUGAGUGCACCUCCCCCCCACCAGUGUGUCUGGUGGGCUCUCCAUGAAGCAUCAAGCUCAGCACUGCCACUUCUGCAGCCUGAUGGCCAGCUCUGCACCCCGAGGCUGGGGAGGGUGAAAACCAGUCUCCAUCAGGGAGAGGUGGCCCCCUGGGUAGGCAGAGCGCACCCACAUCAGUGUCUUCAGGGUCUGUACCAGUCUUUCCUUACUGGGGUGAAGGUCACUGCACAGCCAUGUCACCACAGGCUCAGCCCCUGGUUGCCCCUGAGGGGCCUCUACACUCCGUGUCUCAGCCUCCAGGCCUCUCCUGCCCCUUCCUCACAUCCUGCCCACAGGGCCUUCGCCCACGCUGUCCUGGGGCUCAUGACUUGGCCCAUGGUAGAACUGUGCUGCCCCUGGAUGCUCCAGCUCUCCUCCAGCAAGACUGAUCCCCAGCCAGUCAAGGCAGUAUCUGCAGAGGUGACCUGAUGCUUGAGGGGAAGCUGGUCUGAGGCCUCCAUUGUCCCUGGGCCCUGAGUAGGUGCAGUGGCCCCCAGGGACCAUGGUGGGGUGAGACAUGCACAUCCUGACUGGGCCCCCAUCCCUGGGCAACCCCAAACCCUGGACUGUCCGCAGCUCUUGGGCCCCUGGUACCCGGAGAACCUGGGUAACAGUAAAUGAGGUUCUCCUGCUGCUCGUUCAUCCCCAGAGGUGAUGGCCGCACGCUUGCCCCCCAUCUGGAUCCUGCAGUCCCUGGCAAUCAGGAGUCUGUUUCCAUUAAAGAGCCCACAGGACUCAGAGGACCCCCUCAAACCCUCUUCCCUGCCAUGUGUCUCCAAAUAGAGGGGUCAGAACAGCCAUGGCCCAAAUCAGUGUCUCUGGAAAGACCUCUCCACAGGGCAUGGCCACUUCUUAUUGGGAAGUGGGGGUUUGGGGCCCUGAAAACCACUGCAGAGCCAGAGCUCAGCCCAGUUGCAGAGAAGUGGCCAUGGUGCUGAAACCAUGGUGGGGACUGGGGGGAGUGAUGGCCCCGAUUCCUGGUCAGGGCCCUUGAAUGGCCAGACUUAGCACCAUGGACCUAUCUGAUUGGUGAGGGAGCAGGCAGGGGCCACCUGCCUUUGGACAGCCCCCUGAGGACUGGGGCCAGGGGAGGGCAGACAUCCGGUUCUGUCUAGGAAGAGUUCCCUUCCUAUGCCCACUACGGGCGUGUCUGUCCGCUUGGGAGGGUGUCCCACACUGGCUGAGUCCAGAUCUCAAUGAAGCCGGGGUUAGGGGCCUUUUCAAGCAAGGCGAGGGUGGGACGCUGCUGUGGCCGGAAGCACUUCUGGGAACAGAGGAUGGCCUCAGGGCCCUUAUCAGACUGAACACACACCCUGGAGCCUGAUGAGGAGGAGGAGGGGAGGAGCUAAGCAGCUGGAGAGCCUCUCUGGUUGGGGUUGAUUUCCCUGGGGGAGCAGCAAGGGGCUGGAGCUGGCCUGGGCAGAAUCUCAUCUUUGGGUCAUUCUUGGGCUUCGUGACCUAUACCUGUGCCCAUCCCAGCACACUGGGCUGAGCAGGAGAGGGUGGGAGCCCCUCAACACACCAGCCCCCUCCGUUCCCCACAUAUCAGCACUCUUGAGUCUCCUGUGCCUCCCACUGCCCUGAGCUCUGCAUCCCAGGCCCACCCAGGGCCUCCCUCCUCCCAACUUGGACUUGCUCAGGCUUCCCUUGAGAAAGUGACUGGGCUCUGACUGGUGGGAGCCCGUGCACACCCGGCCCUGGACAACCCACCUGAGCCUCCUGCCUCCUCUCAACCUAGCCCCUCCACGCCCCUUCCUGCUCUGUGGGAUUUCAGCUGGGGCGCCUCAGUUCAGCUCAGGUCUAGCUUGCUAUCAGCUCCCAGGAGGCUGCCAGGGAGGGACAUGAGUCCAGGAGUGGGGAGAACAGGGAGUGAGCAGAGGGAGCUGGGGUGACCAGUAGUGGGCAGGCCUGGUGGGGCAGAGGUGCUCUGCAGGGAGGAGAGGAACGUGGAGGGAGGGCCUGGUCCAGUGGCAGGGGGUCCCUGAGUCGUCCUCACUGCCCACCCCCCCAAAAGCCUGGCCUCCCUCUUCCAGUCCCUGUGCUGGGCCGGGCAAGUCCCCCUGUGUCCUGCCCGCUGCGGAGCAGGAAUCCCCCGCUUGCUCCACGUCACCUUACCUGGCGUCACCCCACCACCCACGGGCUGACUUUCCGGGCACUCCUCCCACACCAGCCGCCUGCGAGGACUUUCCGCACUGAGUCAGCGGAACACGCUCCCCGCCCGCGAGGCUGUCUAGGACCUGACUCCUGGCCUCAGCAGGGGGCUGAGCCAGGGUGGGGACCCCUUCCCCACAGGUUGGGGAGGGGCAGUCAAGGGACCCAGGUGACGGCGAUGAGGAGGGUCCUCCUGGAGGCGGGUGGGCGAGGGUUGGUGAGGGACAGGAGAUCUGGCUUGGGGGCAGAGGAGGAGCCUAAGGGUGUGGCAGCUGGUUGGCUCCCUGGGCCCCCAGAGCUAGGACCCGAGGGGCAGGCAGAGAGAAGCGACUGAGGGGGCUGUUCUCCCUGUGUGAAUAGUCACAAGCAGGCCACGCCCCUCCUUCCAGGCAGAAGCGGGCUGUGCCCCACAAGGGAUGGAAUGCAGGGUGCAGAGCCCCUCUCCCCUCCACUUCCUGCUCUGAGCUGGGCCCACCUGCCCCCCUGGAACUAGGUGGGGUUGGGGACCAGUGAAUCAAGGGGCUCUCCUGGGCAGCAUGCAGGUGGGUGGGGAGGGCACGGUGAGCAGGGGAGAGGGGGACGGUGCUAGAACACUUGGGGCCACAGACAGCAGGGGGGCCAGGUGUACUGACAGCUGGAGAGGGCUGCUGCCAAGACCCGUCUCCACUGGCCCGCCAGCCACGCCCUGGGUGCCAAGGAGACCUUAUCAGACUCCCCAGGGGUUGUGCUGUCAAGAGGCUGAAAAACACUGCUCGCCUCUAUUGGGCAAAACCCCAGGACAGUGCCCCAGGAGCGAGGGCCCUGUGAGGUGGUGGAGGCCAACAGGAGGGCUUGGACAGAGGGCUAGAACCAGGCCACUCUGAGGCUGCCCACAUCCACCAGGAAGUGUGGGCGGAAACUUACCUUGCCCCAGAUUGGGGCCCAAUGACCCAAGGGCAGGUACCCCACAGGAACCAGCAGGACAUGCAGCCAGCCCAGAACCAGAGUCUGGAGCACCCACGGCACAGAGACCAGACACACACCAAGGACCCGGCUGCCCGGGCAACUGCCUGGCCAACCACAGGAGAAUGGGUUUGGAUAGGGCAGCCAAGAGGCACAGAGGACAGGGGUCCAGCAAAACAUGCCUCCCCUGUGGUCCCAGCUGAGGGCUUGUGCUGAGGACUGUAAUGGCCCCACUUCACCCCACCCCCAC